UUUUGUUCAGCCAAGUUUAUAUUUACACUUUGGGUUGUCUGACUUGGCUUUGCCGAGCUUCGGUGUCGGCUUAGUUUAUUAUCAACUAUCAAAACGGUUGGUCGUACUGGAGUAAGUGCUUUCACGAGAAGUUUUAAAGUUGGUUGAUUGGUGCAUUAAUUGAACAAAUAUCACUUCCCAUGAUUAUAUCAUAUUUCCUUUUAAUAUGCAUCCAUGUUUCAUUGGCCGCUACAAAACGGCCUCACAUCAUUUUCAUUCUAGCUGAUGAUUUGGGUUUCAACGAUUUAGGAUUUCAUGGUUCCGCGCAGAUUCCAACCCCCAAUAUUGAUGCAUUAGCCUACUCCGGAAUCAUUUUGAAUCGUUACUAUGUCAACCCAAUUUGUACACCAUCAAGAUCGGCCUUAAUGACUGGGAAGUAUCCAAUCCAUACAGGAAUGCAGCAUACCGUGCUAUAUGGCGCUGAACCUCGUGGCUUACCUUUAACGGAAAAAAUUCUGCCUGAAUACUUGAACGAACUUGGAUACUCAUCACAUAUUGCCGGAAAAUGGCACUUGGGUCACUACAAAUUGAUAUAUACCCCGCUUUAUCGAGGGUUCAAGUCACACGUCGGCUUUUGGACUGGACAUCAUGAUUACUUUGACCACACCGCAGCGGAGUUUGGAACUUGGGGGUUUGAUAUUCGCAGCGGCGUUGACGUCCCGCUGAACCUUCAUGGGGUCUACACUACCGACCUUGUUACGACGGAAUCCUUGAGAGUCAUCAAUGACCACAAUACAACUGACCCGCUUUUUCUGUACGUCGCACACGCUGCAGUGCAUUCCGGCAAUCCUUAUAAUCCUCUGCCAGCCCCUGAUUCCACAGUUGCCAGCAUGUUCCACAUAAAUGAUUAUAGUCGACGAAAAUAUGCUGCGAUGCUCUCAAAAAUGGACGAUUCAGUGGGUGCCAUUGUCCAUGCUCUGGAAAAGAGGAAUAUGCUUAAAGAUUCCAUAAUUAUAUUCAGUACAGAUAAUGGUGGUCCUGCGGCUGGAUUUAAUUUGAAUCAUGCAUCAAAUUGGCCAUUGAGAGGUGUGAAAAACACCCUCUGGGAGGGAGGCGUACGUGGAGCAGGUCUAAUUUGGAGCCCACUUUUAAACGAAUCUAAGCGAGUUUCGGAUCAAAUGAUUCAAAUUGCGGAUUGGUUACCAACACUAUAUGAAGCCGCCGGGGGUGAUUUAGGAAACUUGAACAAAUCAUUAGACGGUAUCAGUGCUUGGAAGCAACUCUCUUCAAACAACCAGUCGAGGAGGGAAGAAAUUCUUCACAACAUUGACGAUAUUUAUGGUAGCGCAUCGUUGACAGUAGGCGACUGGAAACUCAUGAAAGGCACAAAUUACAACGGUGAAUGGGACGGCUGGUAUGGUCCUUCAGGACUACGGAAUGCUUCCGACUAUGAUAUCGAUUCCAUCAAAAAGAGUGCUGCAGGAAAGGCACUUGCAAAACUAGGAUUAAUGCCAUCUAAUGAAAAGAUAGAGUCUUUGCGUACGAAAGCCACAGUAGAAUGCACUCUAUCUGAAAGUUUAAUAGAAGGAAUACCAUGCAAGCCCUUGGAACAACCUUGUUUAUUCAAUGUAAAGGAAGAUCCUUGUGAACAAGUGAAUUUGGCUAAAACGUACCCACAAAUUCUUGAGAAACUUUUAGAAAAAUUAGCUAGAUAUAAUGAAUCUGUAGUUCCACCCUCUAAUAAACCGCAAGAUCCAUCGGGUGAUCCAAAAUAUUGGGAUAAUAUCUGGUCAAAUUUCGGAGACUAUAUAUAUGAUGAUAAAGAAAGUUGAAUACUU
Hermetia illucens (black soldier fly) is the source of this 1817-nucleotide messenger RNA. RefSeq names its product arylsulfatase B. The record is from RefSeq and is a predicted model, not a curated record. Lineage: Eukaryota; Metazoa; Arthropoda; Insecta; Diptera; Stratiomyidae. The transcript has 9 exons. The coding region runs from base 180 to 1811 and encodes 543 amino acids.